Messenger RNA from Fonsecaea multimorphosa CBS 102226, 1095 nucleotides. RefSeq lists its product as uncharacterized. The record is from RefSeq and is a predicted model, not a curated record. Lineage: Eukaryota; Fungi; Ascomycota; Eurotiomycetes; Chaetothyriales; Herpotrichiellaceae. Bases 1 to 1095 code for a protein of 364 amino acids. The transcript is spliced from 2 exons.
AUGCCACUCACAGCGGCCGAAAUCCUCGCCCAUCCAGCCUAUGAUACCGUCGACUGGCACUUGGAGCCCUCGAAGUCCGGCUACUGCGAGGCGGCUAAGACCAGACAUGGAGGUCCAUUUAAACUCUACUGGGAAAUUCAUGGCAAGGGCGAGGUCAAGUUGGUGUGGAUAAUGGGCCUCGCCGCCUACCGCACCGCCUGGAAACGACAGACCAAGUACUUCGGCCACGACCGGUCGGACCAGUACUCGUGCUUUGUGUUUGACAACCGUGGGAUGGGCCUUAGCGACAAGCCGUCAUGGAUGUAUUCGACGUCUGAGAUGGCCCGCGAUGUGAUUGACAUGCUCGAACAUGUCGGAUGGCUACCGUCGUCGUCGGCCUCUCCACCCAAUCAUCCAGCACUCUCCGACAACACAUCAACCAGCACGAAGACUCCCACUUCUCCAAAACGAGACCUGCACGUCGUAGGCGUCAGCAUGGGCGGGAUGAUCGCCCAAGAACUCGCGCUCCUCAUCCCACAACAUCUGGCCUCGCUCUCCUUAAUCUCGACGGCGCCGCGCAUCGUACGCACGGUGCCCUUUGUCCAGAACCUCCGCCAGCGCAUCAACAUGUUCAUCCCGCGCGACAUCGACGUCCAACUGGAAGAGAUUGCGCACCGUCUGUUCUCGGACGAGUUCUUGGCCCUUCCCGACACGGAGCACCCGGUGCACAACUUCCCCACGAACCGCGACCGCUUCGCCGCCGGCGAGCUGCAGAAGAGGCUGGACCACACGGGAUUCACCAAGAAGGGAUUCAUGCUCCAGGCCAUCGCGGCCGGGUGGCAUCACAAGUCAGCCCAUCAGAUCAAGACCAUGGGUGACGUUGUCGGCCGGCCCAGGAUCGCAGUCGUGCACGGCACUAUUGACCGCAUGAUCGAUUUCCACCACUUUGAGAUGCUGAAGGAAGAGCUCUGCGAAGGCCACCCUGAGGGGUCCGACGGAUCCUGCGCGUUCAGGGUCUGGGAGGGCAAGGGGCACGUUCUUGUAUGGGAGGUCGAAGACGAGUUCAAUCGCUUCCUGGAGGAGCGGUUCGACACGUGCACCAACAUGGCAUCGUGA